Austrofundulus limnaeus is the source of this 1757-nucleotide messenger RNA. Its product is annotated as interleukin-1 receptor accessory protein-like 1-B. Gene Ontology annotation, biological process: negative regulation of exocytosis; signal transduction. The record is from RefSeq and is a predicted model, not a curated record. Lineage: Eukaryota; Metazoa; Chordata; Actinopteri; Cyprinodontiformes; Rivulidae.
GAAGUCCUUUAAACCUGACUUGCCGAGCGUUUUUUGGCUACAGCGGUGACGUCAGUCCACUCAUCUACUGGAUGAAGGGGGAAAAGUUCAUUGAGGACCUGGAUGAAGAAAGAGUCCAGGAGAGCGACAUCAAGCUCAUCAAGGAGCAUCUUGGUGAACAAGAAGUGGCGAUUUCCUUGAUGAUUGACUUCUUAGAGGAGGAGGACUUGGGAAAUUAUUCCUGCUAUGUGGAAAAUCGUUUCGGUCGUCGCCAGGCCAACAUCCAGAUUUUCAGGAGGGCAGAGCUCAUGUACACAGUGGAGCUGGCAGGAGGGCUGGGAGCGAUCCUGCUGCUGCUCAUCUUCCUCAUCUCCCUGUACAAAUGCUACAAGAUUGAGCUGAUGCUUUUCUACAGGAGGAACUUUGGCAGCGAGGAUGUGGAUGGAGAGAACAAAGACUACGAUGCAUAUCUGUCUUACACCAAAGUGGACCCUGAUCAGUGGAGUCAGGAGACCAGAGAGGAGGAGCGCUUCGCCCUGGAGAUACUUCCUGACGUGCUGGAAAAACAUUACGGUUACAAACUUUUCAUUCCAGAUCGAGACCUCAUACCAACAGGAAGUCUCACCAAUGAGCAUUACCAGGAUGACACACGACUCUUUGGAGCCUACAUAGAGGACGUGGCACGUUGUGUAGACCAGAGCAAACGUCUCAUUAUAGUCAUGACACCCAACUAUGUAGUGCGACGAGGCUGGAGCAURUUUGAGCUGGAGACGAGGCUGCGCAACAUGCUGGUGACUGGCGAGAUUAAAGUCAUCCUGAUUGAGUGUGCUGAGCUGCGCGGCAUCAUGAACUACCAGGAGGUGGAGGCCCUCAAACACACCAUCAAAACCCUCACCGUCAUCAAGUGGCAGGGCCCCAAAAGCAACAAGCUCGACUCAAAAUUCUGGAAGCAGCUGCAGUAUGAGAUGCCCUUCAGGCGCACCGAGCCCAUGCUCACGCACGAGCCGGCGCUGGACGUCAGCGAGCAGGGUCCGUUCGGAGAGCUGCAGACCGUCUCUGCCAUCUCAAUGGCGGCAGCCACCUCCACCGCCAUGGCCACGGCCCACCCGGAGCUGCGCUCAUCCUUCCACAACACGUACCACACCACCUUGAGGCAGAAACACUACUACCGCAGCUACGAAUAUGACAUACCCCCGGGGGGCACCCUGCCACCUCUGUCGUCUCUGGGMAACCAGCAUACCUACUGCAACAUCCCACUAACGCUGCUGAACGGGCAGAGGCCUCCCAGAAAGAGCCGAGAACACAGCCUUGAGGAGCCUCACGCCAACAACGCCAUGCUCCCUCUGCUGCCGAGAGAAACCAGUAUCUCCAGCGUCAUUUGGUAGUGACGAGCUGACGUCGAGUUGAUGUUAGAAAAAUCCAACGGGGUCAGACAUGACUGGGUUCUGUCAAAUGAGUUUUGGAUCAAUCGAGCAAGGUACAGGAGGUUUGUGGAUGUGGGUUCCCUCGUCUUUCUAGUGAAUUCUUUUCUAGAGGACAUUUUCUACAUAAAGUUCAAAGGAACUUAAAUGGAAACACUGUUUUAUCAACGAACGAGAAACAGACUCACAAGAACUCCACAUUAAGGAGCAAACACUCUAUGGCAAUUGCACACAUGAACACACACAAAGAAAAAAUGUGCAUACAUUAAACAAAAGGAAAACAGGGUUUGUACAUAUAUUUGCAUUUUAUUAGUAGCAUCUGUGUUUUCCUGUUUUUGUUUUUGUUUUUUUGUUGUU